This is a messenger RNA of Parasteatoda tepidariorum (common house spider), 2102 nucleotides long. RefSeq names its product FGGY carbohydrate kinase domain-containing protein. Gene Ontology annotation, cellular component: cytoplasm. The record is from RefSeq and is a predicted model, not a curated record. Gene Ontology annotation, molecular function: D-ribulokinase activity. Gene Ontology annotation, biological process: carbohydrate phosphorylation; pentose metabolic process. Lineage: Eukaryota; Metazoa; Arthropoda; Arachnida; Araneae; Theridiidae.
CACUAUCACAACAAAACAAAACAUCUGUUUUUUUUUUUUUUUUUCUUUCUUUUUUUUUUCCCUAUCUAUCUGUCUGAAAUGAUAUCUCAUUCUUUUUGUUUCAUGAUAAACGUGUUCAUUACUUGAGCGUUUAUAAAAUUUUACGAAUCUACCUUCAAAAAAAUGAAAGCAAAAUAUUUUGUUGGCGUUGAUGUGGGAACUCAAAGUGUACGAGCUGGACUAGUUGGAGUAGAUGGAUCAGUUGCUAAAAUUGCUACUUUGCCUAUAACAACAUGCAAUCCAUAUGUUGACAUGUAUGAACAAUCUGCUGAUGAUAUAUGGGAUCUUUGUGUCCAGUCUAUUAAACAAGUCAUAAAAGAUAUUGAUCCUUGUGUCAUUGGAGGCAUAGGAUUUGAUGCCACUUGCUCAUUAGUUGCUUUAGAUAAGGAAAUGAAGCCAUUAAGUUUAAGUAAAACAGGAAAUCCUGAUCUCAAUAUUAUCCUUUGGAUGGAUCAUAGGGCUAUAGAUGAAGCCAACAUUAUUAACAAUUCAUGCCAUAAAGUGUUACAAUUUGUCGGGGGUAAAAUAUCACCGGAAAUGGAAAUUCCAAAAAUUUUGUGGAUUAAGAAGAAUAUGCCACUUCAGUGGUCCAAGGUCGGUUAUUUUUUUGAUUUACCAGAUUACCUCACUUGGAAAGCAACUGGUAGUUUUCAGAGAUCAUUAUGUUCCUUGGUAUGUAAAUGGACUUACCUCGCUGGAGAUUUAGUGAAGGAAGGUUGGCAAGAUGAUUUUUUCCAUGAAAUUGGUCUCAGUGAUUUGCUUGAUAUGAACUAUAACAAAAUUGGUUCUGAGGUAUUAGAACCAGGACAAUUAUGUGGACAAGGUUUAAAUGAAGAUGCAGCCAAAAGCUUGGGUCUAAAAACUGGUACUCCAGUUUCUAUAUCAAUUAUUGAUGCACAUGCUGGUGGUCUAGGUGUGCUUUCUUGUUCAAGUACUAUUGAUAUGGGAAAUAUUGAACAGCGUCUUGCUCUAAUAUGUGGUACAUCUACUUGUCAUAUGAAGGUCAACAAAACACAGUUAUUUACUUCAGGAGUGUGGGGUCCUUAUUUUUCGGCAAUGAUACCUGGAUAUUGGUGUAGUGAAGCUGGUCAAAGUGCUGCCGGAGCUCUACUAGAUCAUGUCAUCAACUCUCACCCAGCAUCGGCUGCUCUAAAAGAGCAAAUCGUUCUUCAUAAUGAUGGCAGACAUAUAACUGAUUUGCUAAAUGACCUAGCCAUAAAGUUAACCAAAGAGAAACAACUUAAAUCCUUAGCUUUUCUAACAUCCGAUUUCCAUGUCUAUCCUGAUUAUCAUGGAAAUAGAUCUCCUAUUGCAAAUCCCAAUCUGAAAGGAAUGAUAUGUGGUCUAACUUUAUCAAGUGAAGUUAAUGACUUAAUAAUGCAGUAUAUUGCUACUGUUCAAGCAUUGUCGUAUAGCACUAGGCAUAUAAUCAGUGCUCUUGAAAAUAGUGGACACACGAUCAAAUCUCUGUUUGUCUGUGGUGGUCUCUCAAAGAAUAAAUUAUAUGUUCAAAUGCAUGCUGACAUUACAGGAUUACCAGUAAUAAUUCCAUUAAACUCUGAGCCUGUAAUAGUUGGUUCUGCAAUCUUAGCUGCAAGUGCUGCUAAAUACUAUCCUUCGGUCUUGUCAGCUAUGUCUUCUAUGUGUGGUGCUGCCACAGUUAUAAAACCCAAUAUUGAAGAUAAAAAGUUCCAUGACAAAAAGUAUCAAGUUUACUUGUCAUUGUUAAAAUGCCAAGAAAAAAUUGUUGAAAUUAUGACAAAGUGAUUGUUUUGCCAACAAAAUGAUACUCAAACAGAAGAUUUAUUUAUAUUCCUAUAUAUUUUUGUAAAAGAAUCUAAAAAUUACUUUAAAUUUGUUUCUAAUAUAAAUCUUACUAAAAAAACUGACAAAUAACUCAAGAUCUUAUUGUGUGUUACAAAAUAAUGAACAAUGUGACUUCCAAAUGUCUUUCAGUAAUAAAAAAAAAAAAAAACAAAGAUGCAUUUUUAAUGCAAAGAGAUUAUAGUAUUUGUUUGCAUAUAAAGUUAACAAUAAAGUCUCAGAAACAUAAGAUCUUUAAA